AUGAAUCUUCUUCUCCCAUCCACCAUUACAAUUCUCUUCUUCUUCUCCUUGUGCGAACCGACCACCUCCGACAAGCUCAUUGUCUUGAACCGAAUCGGAAAUGGCAAGACUCUCAAGAUCUACUGCCAGGCCCCGGUGGACUUUCAUGGGUGGCACGUGAUCCCCGACGGACAAAAUGCGACGGUGAACAUCUUCCAACUGCCGAGGCAGUUAUUGCCGUCGAUGUGCAAUGGCCAAUGGGAAUCUUCGUUCCCGUAUCCAUUCCUUGUGUAUUCCCAUUACAGGGACCACAAAAGGUGCAGAGAUGAAUGCGUUUGGGAGACUAACAGCAUCGGAUUGUAUGUCUGGGACAAGGAAAAGAAGCUGUGGGUGCUUGUACAUCCAUGGCUUGAUUUAUAA
Molecule: messenger RNA, 399 nt
Organism: Magnolia sinica
Lineage: Eukaryota; Viridiplantae; Streptophyta; Magnoliopsida; Magnoliales; Magnoliaceae
Product: self-incompatibility protein S1-like
Exons: 1
Coding region: 1-399 (132 amino acids)
Source: RefSeq, a predicted model, not a curated record